Hippoglossus stenolepis (Pacific halibut) is the source of this 1367-nucleotide messenger RNA. It is a transcript of the gene snrpa, whose product is annotated as small nuclear ribonucleoprotein polypeptide A. Bases 155 to 1003 code for a protein of 282 amino acids. Gene Ontology annotation, biological process: mRNA splicing, via spliceosome. Lineage: Eukaryota; Metazoa; Chordata; Actinopteri; Pleuronectiformes; Pleuronectidae. The record is from RefSeq and is a predicted model, not a curated record. Gene Ontology annotation, molecular function: U1 snRNA binding. Gene Ontology annotation, cellular component: U1 snRNP. The transcript is spliced from 7 exons.
UAGGGGGAAAAAAAGUCUGAGGCAGAAUCUGAUUGGUCACAGAAUUGACCGAAACACCGGAAACUACGUCGGCGUCAUUUCUUAACGCGAGAACAGCGAACGGUAUUUGUGAGGGCCGGGACUUUUUCAUUCAUCAUUUCGAGCAGCUUAGAAAAUGGCCACGACGGACGUACGGCUCAACCAUACAAUCUACAUCAACAACUUGAAUGAGAAGAUCAAGAAAGAUGAGUUGAAAAAGUCCCUGUACGCCAUCUUCUCCCAGUUCGGCCAGAUUUUGGACAUCCUGGUCGCACAGAACCUGAAGAUGAAGGGUCAGGCCUUUGUCAUCUUCAAAGAAGUAAACAGCGCCUCGAAUGCUCUGAGAUCCAUGCAGGGGUUCCCUUUCUAUGACAAGCCCAUGCGUAUCCAGUACGCCAAGAUGGACUCUGACAUCAUUGCUAAGAUGAAGGGGACGUUCGUAGAGCGUGACCGCAAGAAAGAGAAGAAGAAGCCCAAAGUACCUGAUGCAGCAGGAGCUAAGAAGGGUGUUGCAGGAGCUGCUGUGCCCAUGGUCGCUGGAGUGCCUGCUGCCAUGCCUGGAAUGCCUCCUAUGAACCAGGCUCCCCGCAUGAUGCAUAUGCCAGGCCAGCCGCCCUACAUGCCGCCUCCAGGCAUGAUGCCUCCUCCAGGCAUGGCACCUGGUCAGAUGCCCCCUGGUGCUAUGCCUCCUGGUCAGAUGAUGCCCGGACAGAUGCCUGGACAAAUGCCCCAGCAGGUUGCGGAAAAUCCACCAAAUCACAUCCUCUUCCUCACCAACCUGCCAGAGGAGACCAACGAGCUCAUGCUCUCCAUGCUCUUCAACCAGUUCCCGGGGUUCAAGGAAGUGCGUCUGGUUCCUGGUCGCCACGACAUCGCCUUUGUGGAGUUUGAGAAUGAAGUGCAAGCCGGCGCUGCACGAGACGCACUACAGGGCUUUAAGAUCACACAAACGAAUGCAAUGAAGAUCUCGUUCGCAAAGAAAUAACAGCUCUCAGGACCAGUAAUUUUCUAACAUGCACACACAUGCAGGUCUUUUUUAAAACAAUGAACAGCAGUGACCUGACAAAAUCAUUUAUACAAAUGUAUCGCUGGUGAUCUGUACAGAGUAAGUGGUGAGUUUUUUUAUUUCUUCUUCCAGGAUUACAUGUAAGUAUACUUUAUUACCAUCAAGUCUAAAGUUUUAACUCUUCAUUGAUGAUUUGUCGUCUGGGUUUAUACUCAACAAGCAGCUUGAUGUGUUGUGCUGUUCUUUAAAACUGUUUGUCAUGAAGCAUUGCACCCAGAGUCUGGUUCACCAGACAUUGUACCUGGAGCUUUUUCCUUUUUAUAAUUAAAACUUUUCUUUAAGA